Colius striatus (speckled mousebird) is the source of this 1783-nucleotide messenger RNA. It is a transcript of the gene RTCA, whose product is annotated as RNA 3'-terminal phosphate cyclase. Gene Ontology annotation, biological process: RNA processing. The coding region runs from base 145 to 1242 and encodes 365 amino acids. The transcript has 11 exons. The record is from RefSeq and is a predicted model, not a curated record. Gene Ontology annotation, molecular function: RNA-3'-phosphate cyclase activity. Lineage: Eukaryota; Metazoa; Chordata; Aves; Coliiformes; Coliidae. Gene Ontology annotation, cellular component: nucleus.
GGCCCCGCAGCUCGGGCGCAGCCGCGUGUCGGGAGCGCUCCCGCCGGGCUGCUCCGCCGCGGGCUCGCCGUCUGCAGGGCUGCCGCGGGACACCCUCGGCGCGGCGGCGGCUGCUGCGAGACGCGGCUGCUCUCAGCGCCCGCCAUGGACGGCGACAGGGUGGAGAUAGACGGCGGGAUCAUGGAGGGGGGCGGGCAGAUCCUGCGGGUGUCCACGGCGCUGAGCUGCCUGCUGGGGCUGCCGCUGCGGGUGCGCCGGAUCCGCGCCGGGAGGAGCCAGCCCGGCCUCAGGCCUCAGCAUCUGUCCGGACUGGAGAUGAUCCGAGACCUAUGUGAGGGGAAGCUGGAAGGAGGAGAAAUUGGCUCAACAGAAGUAACCUUCACUCCUGGGAAGAUCAGAGGUGGAACCCACGUAGCAGAUACAAAAACAGCAGGGAGCGUGUGUCUACUGAUGCAGGUAGCAAUGCCCUGUGUGCUGUUUGCUGCUUCCCCAUCAGAACUUCAUUUAAAAGGUGGGACUAAUGCUGAGAUGGCUCCUCAGAUAGACUACACAGUCAUGGUUUUCAAGCCAAUAGUUGAAAAGUUCAAUUUCACAUUUAACUGUGACAUAAAAAGGAGGGGCUACUAUCCUCAGGGAGGUGGUGAAGUUGUGGUCCAGAUGUCACCAGUCAAAGAGCUGAGCCCAAUAAACUUAACAGAACGUGGCACAGUGACAAAGAUAUAUGGAAGAGCAUUUGUUGCUGGAGCCCUGCCUAUAAAACUUGCAAAAGACAUGGCAGCAGCAGCAGUGAGGGGCAUCAGAAAGGAAAUCAGAGAUCUCUACAUUAGCAUCCAGCCUGUUCGAGAACCUGAUGACCAAGCCGUUGGGACUGGAAGUGGAAUAAUUGUUGUUGCAGAGACUUCAACAGGUUGUUUGUUAGCUGGGUCAUCACUUGGCAAGAGAGGAAAGAAUCCUGACAAGGUUGGCAUUGAAGCAGCUGAGAUGCUGCUUAAGAACCUUAAACAUGGUGGAACUGUGGAUGAUUCUCUGCAAGACCAACUGAUCAUUUUUAUGGCACUAGCAAAGGGUGUGUCUAGAGUGAAAAGUGGACCAAUUACACUUCACACCCAAACAGCUAUACAUUUUGCAGAGCAGCUGACAAAGGCCAAAUUUACAGUGACAAAAUCAGAAGAGGAAGAUCCCAGUAAAGAUACCUACAUCAUUGAGUGCCAGGGAAUGGGGAUGAUAAACCCAAACUUAUAGGAUUUAAAAAAACCACAAACAGCAAAAGGCAACAAACCAAAAAGCAGCAAGCUGACAAGAGCAAAACUCCACAUACCUCAGAGAUGCACUGCACUGCACUCCAGUGGGGGUACAAAAUGCACGUGAACAGGAGGAGCCUGCUGUCACUUCUGAGGGAUUUAACUUCAAGGGUGAUGUUGGGUUUUUCCUUGGUGUGCUGAGAAUCUGCUGGGGAAAAUGGAAGUGUUUUAUGUUUUAUUAUUUUUAACUAUUGGCAGCAAAAUGAAUUCAGACAGGCCAGCAAAUAGAACACAUUGUGGGUACUGGAGAGCUUCAGUGAAAAGCUUUGACAGUUCUGAUUCACUGGAGUAGAGAACAACUAAUUCUGUUUUGAAGAAAGAAUUGAGAUGUUCUUUGCCCUUUAAAAAAGCCCCAUGAGUUUUAUUCUUUAGGGACUUUUAUGUUAUGAGGUAUGUGGAAUGAAGUGCACCAUCAAAUCUGUGUCAGCUGUUUUGCUUCAGUUGUGUGUGUGAGGAAAUAAUAAAGCAAUAUCAGCAUAUGA